Messenger RNA from Mesocestoides corti, 1914 nucleotides. Lineage: Eukaryota; Metazoa; Platyhelminthes; Cestoda; Cyclophyllidea; Mesocestoididae. The record is from the annotation of a GenBank genome assembly.
AUGUACUCUCUAAAUGGAACGAUUUCUGUAGAAAGCUUUGACAAGUUCCUUUCAAACAUUCGCGAGCCGAAGACACAAUGUUCUGCAGCCAAAAUUAAAACAAACAGUUCCUUAAAAAUUGAUGGGUUCCAAAGGAUUCUGCCUGCUGUCGUUUGUGAUCUUGUUCACUGUGACAACUCUGAAAUGCAUGUUCAUUCGCACACCAAAGAAGUAAGCAUUGACAUGCUUCCACGUCUCGACUGGAGAGUUUGGAGCGCAAGUAUUUGUGCUGUACUUGUUAUAAGUUUGUCGGGGCUAAUCGUCGUUGCACUCGUCCCGCUGAUGUCACGAAGGAUCUACAAUGUUGUUACCCAAUUUCUCAUUGCGUUGUCUGUCGGUUCCUUAAUCGGAGAUGCCUUUUUACACCUGAUUCCUCACGCCCUUCUAUCUCAUGGACACUCACACUCACACUCCCAUGAACAUAGCGAUGAAAUGAGCGAACAUGACGCUUUCGUUUGGAAGUCGAUGAUUAUCCUAAUAGGCAUCUAUGGAUUCUUCAUAACAGAGCGUCUUACCAUCCUCUGUCAGAACAGCGCUUCCAAGCGCAAGCUGAGACGCAACUAUAAACUAGCUUCUAACCAGCUCAAAGCAUCAAGCGAAGAAGCCUGUGCAUCCUCACUAACUGCCCCGAUGGCGAACGGUGGCUCUCAGACAAACCAGUCAAGUGAGUCAGCGCGCUGCACCCAGACCAUGGUGCACUCAGCCCAGUGCGGAUCCGCCCGAGGCAGCUGCGCUAACCGCCUGGGUGGCGAGGAGAUCGAAAGUGACAUGACGAAAGCGUCUAGAACAGGGCAACUGUGCAACCGCCCGCCCUCCAGGCCACUAGACAAUGCCCGCUGUUCAGACUUUCUCAGCGGCAAAACCGGUACAACAUCACUGAUAGUCAGUGUCAGUGACUUGCAAUGUUUCGACGAUAGCGGCCGGGCUGAUGCAGCGCCCGGCGAGCUGGCGUUACUGCCAGACCUCGGCGGCGUUCCUAACAGAGCUGUCUCUUGGACCCUUGGCGAGGGUGCAGGUGACCCUUCUAGUAAAAAGACCAGCGGCGAUGAUUCGGAGAAGGUUAGUUGGCACCAAAACGAAGUUCUUCAAGGUCGAGCCGAAUUUCUCCUGAAACCUAUUCGUGUUAAUUCCGCGUUGGUGAAAGCCAGGAGUAGUCACGAGGGUCACAGUCACCGGCAUCACGUGCACGCGCACGGACAUGGCCACCACCACCAUCAUCACGGCCACCACUUUCUUCGUCCUCUACCUCACCUGAAAAAGCCUCACGGCCACCACCACGGACACAGCCACGACCUCAGCUCAGUGAGAGCCAUCGCCUGGACCAUCAUCGCCGGUGAUGGGCUGCAUAAUUUUUGUGAUGGCAUUGCCAUCGGUGCCUCCUUCUCGGAGAGUCUUCAGGGUGGCUUGUCCACUGCGCUGGCAGUUCUAUGCCACGAACUACCUCACGAGCUUGGUGAGUUUAAUUACGUAAAGCCCUCUGGCAACGAUUACGGUGCAGGUGACUUUGCCGUAUUGCUGCAUGCGGGGAUGUCCGUUAAGGCAGCACUAUUCUACAACGCCCUAUCGAGCAUCCUCUGCACAGCAGGCAUGGUGCUGGGUGUUCUUCUGGGCUCUCUACCCUCGGUCAACCUCUGGCUCUUUCUCAUCACCGCUGGCAUGUUUGUCUACAUCGCCCUUGUUGACAUGGUCAGUCGACUUACUCGCCUCACCUACUUCCUUGCGCUCAUGCCCACAAUGCCAGAACUGACAACAAAUCGGUUGGGUGGUCACCGCCGUUGCCACUCCCCCAGCGUUUUGUUCCUUUGGCAAAACAUGGGUAUGCUCAUCGGGGUCGCUGUCAUGCUGGUCAUUGCUAAAUUUGAGACGGUCAUGUGA